Molecule: messenger RNA, 1512 nt
Organism: Gymnogyps californianus (California condor)
Lineage: Eukaryota; Metazoa; Chordata; Aves; Accipitriformes; Cathartidae
Product: low density lipoprotein receptor adapter protein 1-like
Exons: 9
Coding region: 1-1323 (440 amino acids)
Source: RefSeq, a predicted model, not a curated record
AUGGAGGCGCUGCGGGCGGCGGGGCGCGCCGUGCUGCGGAGCCCGCGCCUCGCCCGACACGGCCUGGGGCUCCGGCGGCGGCGCAAGCUUCCUGAGAGCUGGGCUGAUAUGCAGGAGCCGCUGCUUGAGGGGAUGUGCUUCACACUCAAGUAUCUAGGCAUGACGCUGGUAGAAAAACCCAAAGGAGAAGACAUGGCUGCUGCUGCCAUCCGCAGGAUUGUGGCUACGGCACGUGUGGGAGCUCGCAAGUCCCAGAAGGUGAUUCUGACAGUGUCUCCAAGGGGCAUCUCGCUGCAGGAUGCAGACACAAAGGAGAUGGUUGAGAACAUCUCCAUCUACAGGAUCUCCUACUGCACAACAGACAAGCUGCAGAACAAAGUCUUCGCUUAUGUUGCCCAGAGCCAGGAGAGCGGGGCACUGGAGUGCCAUGCCUUCCUCUCACCCAAGAAGAAGAUUGCCCAGGCUGUGACUCUGACCGUGGCCCAGGCCUUCCAGAUGGCACUGGACCUCUGGGAAGCAGCACAUGCAGGCUCUAGGCAGGAACAGGCCCUUCACCCUUCAUGUGUCUUGGAGAGCAGUGAGCCCGGCAGACCAAGUGAGCCAGCCCCCCGGGGAGCCCUCCCUUCAGACACCAGUUUGGGGAGGAGGAAGAGGAGGAGGAAGAUGAUAACAUCGGUGAAACCUUAUCUGGCAGGCCUUGCUUGGGGUAUGAUGGGUGCUCUGUUCUUUUCCAAAGCAGCAUGGAGGAGCUGGGGAGGGGAGCCCACAGCCCAGCAGAGUCAGCACUUCCUGUGCCCAGAGCGAGCUCUCCUACUGCACAGCUACUGUGCUACCGCUUGGGGCAACCCCCAGACAGCUGGAAGGGGCUGGGAGGGGUUGGAGGCCUCGCCACAGCUGGCCCCAGGACUGCUGGCCCCAAGACUCCCCUGGGCUAAGCCAAAUCUCUGCAACAACGGACCAGCCACUCAGGAUUCACCCUGUGCCUGCACCCGGGCCAGACAGUGCCUGUCCCUGCCCCCAGCACUGCCCACCAGGCACGGGGUCUGCUGGCACCACUGCCAUGCAGUGCACAGACUGCGACACCCGCUCCUUGUCCUGCUGUCUGCCUGCAUGAACCGCCUCAAACUGCAGCUGCUCCCUGCUCCCAGCUCGGGCUGGUGGACCGGUGCUGCUCGCUCUGCCCACUCCCAGUGCAUGCAGAGCCACCCCAAGUGCUCUGAGCCUGCAGGAUGCAGCCAGUGCACCUUGCACUGCACUGUGUCUCACCCGCCUUGCUUGUUUCUCCCGCCUUGCUCCUCGUGGUGGCAUUUGGGGACCAGCUGAGGCUGAGCAGCCCCCAGGAGAUGGUGGAGGACUUGCUCGGCAUGCGUGACCCUCAGGGAGCGAUAGCUCUUGGCCUGGAGGAGUAGGCCUCGAGGCCUUGCCCCCGCAGUUCAGCCCCACACCCUCUCACGAGUGAGAUGAGCUGGUUUUUAAAGGAAAGCUCUGCCUUUAUAGGGAAAUAAACUGAGG